This is a messenger RNA of Lichtheimia ornata, 273 nucleotides long. RefSeq lists its product as uncharacterized. NCBI's taxonomy places the organism in Eukaryota, Fungi, Mucoromycota, Mucoromycetes, Mucorales, Lichtheimiaceae. The coding region runs from base 1 to 273 and encodes 90 amino acids. The transcript has a single exon. The record is from RefSeq and is a predicted model, not a curated record.
AUGAAAACAGAAGCAGCACAUACUGGAUCGGAUGGAUACAAGGUUAUUUGCAAGCAUCGAUGGAAUGGUAUUGGGAAUACCUCAAGGUACAGUGCAUCAUUGUGGGAUUGGUUGGAUUCAAGUGAACUUACCAAACUCCAUACAGUGGCAGAUCCUCUUUCGGCGAUGCUAUUAUUAUCAAGGCUGCACGUCAAGGACGUCAUUGUACUAUACUUUCCUGUGGAGCUCUACAUGUUGUGCCCGGGGACAGUGCGACUCAUGUUGCGGCCUUAG